Messenger RNA from Chenopodium quinoa (quinoa), 2563 nucleotides. Its product is annotated as replication protein A 70 kDa DNA-binding subunit A-like. Gene Ontology annotation, cellular component: DNA replication factor A complex; nucleus. The record is from RefSeq and is a predicted model, not a curated record. Gene Ontology annotation, molecular function: damaged DNA binding; single-stranded telomeric DNA binding. NCBI's taxonomy places the organism in Eukaryota, Viridiplantae, Streptophyta, Magnoliopsida, Caryophyllales, Amaranthaceae. The transcript is spliced from 2 exons. Gene Ontology annotation, biological process: DNA replication; double-strand break repair via homologous recombination; nucleotide-excision repair. Bases 381 to 2252 code for a protein of 623 amino acids.
ACCCCUAGACCUAUUGCACCAAGAGGUCCCCCUCAAUUAAAUUGCCCUAAAAGAGUAGAACAGUCCUUCACUCCUUCAUAAGUUCACGGGUUACGUGCCUACGUCUUUAAUUUAAAAACUUCCAAUACAAGAAUCUUUGCUUUUCAGUUCUUCCUCCUAUUUUUCAACAUUCACCCGCCAUUUCAAAACCCUAACCUCUAUCCACCAUUAACGUUCAUUCAUCCUUCUUCAAUUCUCCCAAUUUUUCCAGAAAUCUCAAUUCACCUUCAUAAUUAUCAGAAAAAUACUCUUUCAUCUCCAACAAUUCCUCUUUUUCUUCAUCCGAAAAUCUGUACAACAUUAUCAAAAUUCAAAUCAAAUCAAAUCAAAGCGUCGAAAAAAUGCCGAUUAAUCUGACGAAAAAUUCUCUUUCAGCAAUAAUGGAUGGCGAUAUCAACUCCAAACCACUGGUUCAGGUGUUGGACAUCAAGCUCAUUAAUUCUAACCAGGAACGGUACCGUAUUCUCUUAUCCGACGCCGUUUCGACUCAGCAGGCGAUGAUUGCGACUCAGCUUAACGGCCGUGUUAAGUCUGGUGAAGUUCGUAAAGGUUCCGUCAUUCAAUUGAUUGAGUACAUUUGUAGCGCCGUCCAAAAUCGCAAGAUUAUUGUCGUAUUGAACAUGGAAACUAUUAUUCCUGAUUGUGGUAUAAUAGGGAACCCAGUGAUGCCCUCUGGAGCUGAUUCUUCUGUUGGAAAUGCAUUGCCUAAUAAUAAUGUUGCUAAUCCUGUCAGAGGAAGCAAUACAAACGUGGCCACACUAAGUAACAAUAACAAUGCACAAAACUUCCGACCGACUAUUCAGCCUGCAUACCAGCCACCCCCUAAUUAUAAAAAUCAUGGCCCUGUUGUGAAGAAUGAGGCACCAGCACGUAUACUACCAAUUGCUGCAUUAAAUCCUUAUCAAGGGCGUUGGGCUAUUAAAGCAAGAGUCACAGCUAAAGGAGAUCUUCGCCGUUAUAACAAUGCUAAAGGUGAUGGGAAGGUGUUUUCCUUUGAUCUCCUUGAUUCAGACGGGAGUGAGAUUCGUGUUACAUGCUUUAAUGCAGUUGUUGACCGCUUUUAUGAUGUUAUUGAGGUUGGGAAGGUUUAUAUGAUCUCAAAGGGUACCUUAAAACCUGCACAAAAGAACUUCAAUCAUCUGAAGAAUGAGUGGGAGAUUUUUCUGGAAGCAACUUCUACUGUUGAUCUUUGCCCAGAUGAAGAUGUUUCCAUACCCAAACAACAGUUUAACUUCCGACCUAUUAGCGAAAUUGAGGGUGCAGAAAACAAUUCCAUUUUAGACAUUAUUGGUGUUGUGAUAUCUGUUAAUCCUUCAGUCCCCAUUAUGAGGAAGAAUGGGAUGGAAACACAGAGAAGAAAUUUAAAUUUGAAAGACAUGUCAGGCAGAAGCGUUGAGCUAACCCUAUGGGGAGACUUCUGCAACCGAGAAGGUCAGGAGCUGCAAGAAUUGGUUGAUUCUGGGUACUUUCCCGUCUUAGCUGUGAAGGCUGCAAAGGUCAAUGACUUCAGCGGAAAAUCUGUUGGUACAAUUUCUUCAACCCAGCUUUUUAUUAACCCCGAUAUUCCUGAAGCUCAGCGUUUGAAUGAGUGGUUUCAUCGAGGGGGAAAGGAUUGUGCUGCCCACUCUAUCUCUAGAGAUGUUAUGCCUCUUGGAGGAAAGAAUGAGGUUCGCAAAACCAUUUUACAGAUCAAGGAUGAGGGUCUUGGAAGGUCAGAAAAGCCGGACUGGGUUACAGUUAAGGCAACAUUAUCAUUUAUAAAAACAGAUAACUUUUGUUACACAGCCUGUCCAUUGAUGAUUGGUGAUAGACAGUGCAGUAAGAAAGUCACAAAGUCGGGAAACACAAGAUGGGUAUGUGAUCGAUGCAAUCAAGAAUUUGAGGAGUGUGAUUAUCGCUAUUUGCUACAAGCACAAAUACAGGAUCAUUCAGGCGUGACCUGGGUAACUGCUUUUCAAGAAGCAGGGGAAGAAAUCUUAGGCUGCUCUGCUAAAGAGCUGUACACUUUAAAAUCCGAAGAGCAAGAUGAAAUGUUUGCUGAGGCUAUUCGCAGUAAGAUCUUUGUUCCAUUCCUUUUCAAGCUUAAGAUAAAAGAGGAAACUUUUGGUGAAGAGCAGAGAGUAAAAACAACAGUAAUUAGAGCUGAUAGAGUGGACUUUGCAGCUGAAAGCAGGUUUUUGAUUGAUAUGAUCAUGAAGCAACGCAGACGAUGAAUAUCAAGUUGUUAAGAGUUCUGAAUUUAAUCUCUAGUGAAAAGUGAGACAAUUUGCAACUGCUGAUUCGAUUCUGUUAGGUAUUUUGUAGAUGUUAUAUAAGCGGAUUAAACUUGCCAGCAUCUAGUUGUAAGAAACAGGUGCACUAGUGUAAUAGAGAAGAUCUACUUUAAAUUUGUGUUGGUUAAUUGUGGAUAUAGCGAGAAUAUGACUACAGACAUUUAUAUGUAUGCUUGUAGAUGUUUGGUACAUCUUUUUUCCCCCUGUACCCUCUCUUUACUCAUUUAUCAAAGCAAAAAUGAAUUGGAUCA